Molecule: messenger RNA, 1179 nt
Organism: Triticum turgidum subsp. durum (durum wheat)
Lineage: Eukaryota; Viridiplantae; Streptophyta; Magnoliopsida; Poales; Poaceae
Source: the annotation of a GenBank genome assembly
AUGGCGGACGCGGUGGAUGCUCGCCGGGUCUGCGGGAUGCCGGAGAAGGCGCAGCUCCACGUGGCGAUGCUGGCGCUGCAGUUCGGCUACGCCGGCUUCCACGUCGUGUCCCGCCUCGCGCUCAACAUGGGGAUCAGCAAGCUCGUCUUCCCCGUCUACCGCAACAUCAUCGCGCUCUUCCUCCUCGUCCCCUUCGCCUACUUCCUCGAGAAGAAGGACCGCCCCAGGCUCACCCUCGGCCUCGCCGUCCACUUCUUCUUCCUCGCCCUCUGCGGCAUCACAGCCAACCAGGGCUUCUACCUCCUCGGCCUCGACAACACCUCCCCCACCUUCGCCUCCGCCAUCCAGAACUCCGUUCCGGCCAUCACCUUCGGCAUGGCCGCCGCGCUCCGCAUCGAGAAGGUGCGCCUCGACCGCCGCGACGGCGUCGCCAAGGUGCUGGGCACGCUCGCGUGCGUCGCAGGCGCGUCCGUCAUCACGCUCUACCAAGGCCCCACCAUCUUCGCCCCUACCGGCGACGACAAGCCGUCGUUGCACGAGGUGCCGUUUCUGGCGGCCGUGGCCGGAGAGGGCAAGAACUGGACGCUGGGGUGCGUCUACCUCAUCGGCCACUGCCUCUCGUGGUCCGGCUGGCUGGUGCUACAGGCACCCGUGCUCAAGAAGUACCCCGCGAGGCUGUCGGUCACCUCCUACACCUGCUUCUUCGGCGUCAUCCAGUUCCUCAUCAUCGCCGCCUUCUUCGAGAGGGACGCCGGCGCCUGGGUCUUCCACUCCGGCUCCGAAGUCUUCACCAUCCUCUACGCCGUAAGCAUUUCUAUUAGCACCCUAUAUAAUUUCGCAGUACAGAUCUGGUGCAUCGACCGCGGGGGCCCGGUGUUCGUGGCCGUGUACCAGCCCGUGCAAACGCUCGUCGUCGCCAUCAUGGCCUCCCUCACCCUCGGCGAGAAGUUCUACCUCGGCGGGAUCAUCGGCGCCGCGCUCAUCAUCACCGGCCUCUACCUCGUGCUCUGGGGCAAGAGCGAGGAGAGGUCGCGCAUCGGCAAGGAGGCCGCGGUCAUGGCCGCCGCGUCCGCAGGUUCCUCCGGCGGCGCCGAGCGCGAGGUCCGGAGCGCCAAGCUCGCCUCCUCCAUCACCCAGCCUCUCCUGCCGCCUUCCUCCACCACCUCCGACAAUGUCUGA